UACAUUAUCGUGCUCGACAUCGGCAUCUUCGUCACCGGCUUCGGCAAGAUCGCCAUCGGCCUCACCAUCCUGCGCGUCCUCGGCACCACCUCGCAGUGGCAGCGCUGGACCAUCUAUGUCACCCUCUUCCUGACGGUGGCCACCUGCAUUAUUGACUUUUGCAUCUCAACCUUCCGGUGCGGAAACCCCAGCAACACCUGGACGAUCGAGUCGUGGCAGACCGCCACGUGCGUGAGCGUCGACACGCAGACAGACAUCAACAUCUUUGCCAACUCGGUCCAGUGCUUCGCCGACUUCGCCUUUAGCGUGCUGCCCAUGGCGGUCGUGUGGCAGCUGCGCCUGCCCAUGCGCAAGAAGCUGUUCCUCGUCAUUGCGCUAGGCCUGACGCUCGUGACGGGCACGGCGGCCAUCAUCAAGACCGUGUUCGCCGCCACGAUGGACCAGGCAGACAUCACCUACACCAUCUUCCCGUCCCUGGUGUGGUUCUCGACCGAGUCGAUGCUGAUCAUCGUCUGCGGAUCCGUGCCGAGCCUGUACCCGCUCUACGAGCGGCACGUC
Thermothielavioides terrestris NRRL 8126 is the source of this 558-nucleotide messenger RNA. RefSeq lists its product as uncharacterized. The record is from RefSeq and is a predicted model, not a curated record. The transcript has a single exon. The annotation marks the transcript as partial. Lineage: Eukaryota; Fungi; Ascomycota; Sordariomycetes; Sordariales; Chaetomiaceae.